This is a messenger RNA of Alternaria atra, 3324 nucleotides long. RefSeq lists its product as uncharacterized. NCBI's taxonomy places the organism in Eukaryota, Fungi, Ascomycota, Dothideomycetes, Pleosporales, Pleosporaceae. Gene Ontology annotation, molecular function: RNA binding. The record is from RefSeq and is a predicted model, not a curated record. The transcript has 3 exons. The coding region runs from base 1 to 3324 and encodes 1107 amino acids.
AUGGCUCCCACCAACCGCCCCGAACACCACAUCAAUCUCAACUACAUCCCCCAGCUGCCCCAGCCGCCCCACUCGGGCUCCUCCACCGGCAAUACCUCGCCUGUCGAGCCUCCCAACAGCGGCUCUCUCCGCUCCUUUGGCAAUGCCUCGAACCCACUGGGUGCCGCCGCCGCGGGUGCCAGGCUUGGCAAUGGAUCCCCGUCGCAUGACUAUGGCAGUCGACUCUUUUCCAAACGUGCACGCGAGAUUCAGGCACAGGAGGGCUUAACUCCGCAAAUGUGGGGACCUCCUACCAGCGGUAAUUCCACGCCGCUGCGCGAGACCAUCCCAGAAUCCCCCAACAGCGAGAACUUGAGCUUCCCAGACUUCAACAACGCUAUGCCAGAUGCGACACAGGCUGCACCCGCCUCGGGUCGUCGUGCCCGCGCUGGCACCCUGCCCUCCCGCUUCUCCCCCUCUGCUGCCCCUCCCGGCCUCAUGUCCGGCGCCUCCCUGCUCCCCAAGAGCUCACGGCCAACGCCCUCAACGAGCCCCUUCAAGCCCGGCCCGGGUACACCGACCGACAGCUCGAGCUUCAGUGCUCUUGGAUCUACGAACGCUGCUGCCAAGUCUGCACUGCUCUCGCGUCUCCGUGCUGGCUCAAUGCCUCAACGACCGGGAGCCUACAUGCCUCCUUCCAACUCUGCCUUUGGUAACCCCAUCUUCUCCAACGGCUGGGGCCGUGACCGAAGCAGCACGCUCCACAGUAUUGCCUCUGUUGGCUCAAACGGGCCUGGCUCACCCAGGUCUUCAUUCUCCCGCGAUUCGCUUGCCGACACUGAUGUCAAGAUUCUCGAUUACCUUGGUUUAGUCGACACUCCUCAACCUGCGCGAGCUACCUUGGCCCCGUCCGACAUUGAGCUACUCCUUGAGAGCCAGAGGAACGCCAACAGCCAGAACGCCAACAGCGCAAACCGCUUCCGGUCCUACUCAGUCAAUGCCAAAGAGAAGUACGCCGAAGACGAGGAGGACCAGUAUGGCGGAUACAGCGGCGCCAUAACUCCUGCCGAGGCCAACGCUCUUCUCAUCCAUGAGGCUGUGCGCCAGCACAACCUUGAAGUCCAAGCAUUCGCGAACCUCGCUUCCAAUGCGCGUCCACGAGCUCGCACUGCCGGUGUGCUAGACGCUCCUUCGCGGGGCAUGAUGCGAAACUACUUGCCCGCCAUGGGACGAUUUGACAAUGGCAUGGGAUCUGGUGACUUGACUGAGGAUGCCGAGUACAACCUCACUGAAGCUGUCAAGAAGCUUCAUUUGCCUGGUAACAACCUGGGCGAUGACGGAACUCUGGAAGGACCCACUCGAUCCCUGUGGCUCGGCAACAUCCCUUCGUCAACCACGGUUUCGUCACUCCAGGUCAUCUUCGCUCAGUACGGCGGUAUUGAGUCUACCCGAGUGCUCACUCACAAGAAUUGCGGUUUCGUCAACUACGAAAACCUCGAGAGCGCCAUUCAGGCCAAGUCGACUUUGAACGGAAAAGAGAUCUUCCCAGGCGCUGGCCCCGUUCGCAUCGGUUACGCUAAGAUUCCAAGUGCAGCGGCCACGCCCGGUCACAACGGUCUGUUCCCUUCGCCGAGCCCCGAUCCAAUGUCAAAGGCUCAGGUUGAGGGUGCGGCCGGCUCUGCCACUGCUACCAAGAUGAGCAGCAUCCCCGCCAACGUUCCUCUGACCACGCCAGAGCUUAGCGACAUCCGCAGCGACAUUAUCCAGAUUGUAAAGGAGUUGGGCGCCACGGACGAUGAACAGUCCAGGAUUACUAACAAGGUCGAGAAGGCUGUCCAAUUCAACAACUACGUCGAUGAGAUUCCAUCUGUUGAGGAGCCGAGCCACACCCGCAUCCACGAUGCCCCUAGACUGCGAGAGAUCCGCAAGCGCAUUGAUAACGGGUCCUGCUCCAAGGAGGACAUUGAGAAUAUCGCCAUGGCCAUGCUCCCUGAAAUUGCUGAGCUGUCCUCUGACUACCUCGGUAACACUGUCGUGCAGAAGCUGUUCGAGUUCUGCGAGGAGCCUACCAAGGAAGCUAUGCUUCGUGAGAUUGCUCCCCAUCUCGCUAAGAUUGGUGUACACAAGAACGGAACAUGGGCUGCUCAGAAGAUCAUCGAUGUCUCCAAGUCCGAGACUAUGCAGAGGAUGGUCGUGGAUGCUGUCCAACCAUAUGCUAUGGCGCUCUUCCUCGACCAGUUCGGUAAUUACGUUAUGCAAGGCUGCCUCAAGUACCAGAAGUUUAACGACUUCAUCUUCGAGGUCAUGCUGGGCAGACUUUGGGAUCUCGCCCAGGGCCGAUUCGGUGCCCGUGCCAUGCGAGCUUGCUUGGAGAGCCACUAUGCCACCAAGGAUCAGCAGCGUAUGGUAGCUGCUACGAUUGCUCUCCACAGCGUUCAGCUCGCGACCAAUGCGAACGGUGCAUUGCUCCUGACCUGGUUCCUCGACACCUGCACCUUCCCAAGGAGACGUACUGUGUUGGCUCCUCGUCUGGUCCCACACAUUGUUCACCUCUGCACACACAAGGUUGCAUAUCUCACCGUCCUGAAGAUUAUCAACCAACGUAACGAGCCCGAAGCUCGGGACACGAUCCUACAGGCACUUUUCUUCUCUCCCAAUGACCAGGUCUUGGAAAACAUCUUGGCUGAUCAGAAUUGCGGUGCUACCUUGAUCUUCAAGGUGUUAACCACCCCAUUCUUCGAUGAGCAGAUUCGCGCGGAUGUGGUACAGAACGUACGUAACGUCCUCUUGCGCAUCAAGGCGCAGCCUCAACAAGGCUACAAGCGACUUAUGGACGAGGUUGGUCUUUCCACUCGUGGCGGACCUGGUCAUCGCGAACACUCCGCAACCCGGCCAGCAUCGAAGGAUAGCAUUGCAUCUGGACCUCCGAACCCUGGAAACUUUUACCAAGGAGCGGCUCCUGGCUAUGACCCUGUCGCGCUCCAGCGCACAGCAAGCAUGGACUCCAACGGUUUCGAGCAGUACCCGAUGGGCGGUGGACCCAUGUACAUGCCAAAUAUGCAAGCUAUGAACAACCAGCAACAGAUGCAGUACCAGCAGCUCUUGGCCCGACAGGGUCAGUUCUACCCUCAGAUGAACGGCUUCCAAGCCCCAGUUCCGGGCAUGGAUGCUUAUCGCAACGCCUCGCCUGUUGCAGGCCCCGGCAGCUUCAAUGGAUCACCGAUGAUGCAGCCUGCCAACCUUGCCGGUCAGGGCAUGCCAGGCAUGUACCCUCCGUAUGGCAUGUACAUGCCGCCCCAGCACCAACAGGCCGCUGGAGGCAACCAACGACGUGGCAGAAGAUAA